This is a messenger RNA of Trachymyrmex cornetzi, 2346 nucleotides long. RefSeq lists its product as uncharacterized. Gene Ontology annotation, molecular function: olfactory receptor activity; odorant binding. Gene Ontology annotation, cellular component: plasma membrane. Bases 1 to 2346 code for a protein of 781 amino acids. The transcript is spliced from 8 exons. Lineage: Eukaryota; Metazoa; Arthropoda; Insecta; Hymenoptera; Formicidae. The record is from RefSeq and is a predicted model, not a curated record. Gene Ontology annotation, biological process: detection of chemical stimulus involved in sensory perception of smell; sensory perception of smell.
AUGAGCUAUCGAUCUCCACUUCCAGACAGGAUACACAAUGUACGUUACGAGCACGACAUAUAUUACGCUAUACAGUUAUCCCGGUGGAUCCUGCAGUCGAUUGGUAUUUGGCACAUAAUUUACGGUCGCCCAUCGCAAAGCGAGAAGCUCCUUUCGUUAAUGCUGAUCUUCGUGAGUUUCUUCAGUCUGUGCUUUGUGCUUGUACCUGCCGGUUCGUACUUUCUAUUCUACGACGAGAAUAUUGAAAUUAAAAUCAAGUUUCUUGGACCGGUUAGCUUCUGUCUAACUUCCGUGAUCAAAUAUUGCUUCCUCGGAACGCGUAUCUCGACGAUCGGAAGAUGUAUCGAACACGUUGAGAGCGAUUGGCGGAUAGUGCGAUAUCAGAAUCAUCGCAGAAUGAUGUUGAGGAACGUGCUGGUGGGCCGCAGAAUAACGACGCUGUGCGUGAUCUUUCUUUACGGUAGCGGCUUGUUUUAUCACACGAUCUUGCCAUUGUCUCUCAGAACGAAGAUAAAUGGUACUUUGACAAGUAAACCGCUGCUUUAUCCGGGAUAUAAUCUCUAUGUCGAUUCUCAAGCAAGUCCUAUUUACGAGAUCAUCUUUGGCAUGCACUGCUUUUCCGCUAUGAUACAGUAUAGCGCUACGACAGCAGUGUGCAGUCUGGCCGCGAACUUUGCGACGCACGCAUGUGGACAGGUGCAGAUAUUGGUGACGCUUUUGGAUGAUCUAGUCAGUGGGAAGGGGUCUGAAGGUACCGAUGUGGAGAAACGUCUGAGCUUCAUAACGAAGCAUCACGUGCGUGUGCUGAGAUUUACUACUGACGUGGAGAAAGUAUUACGUGAAGUAUGCUUAGUGGAACUGGUGACCGCAACCUUGAUGAUAUGCUUGCUCGAGUAUUUUUUCUUAACGGAAUGGGAGAAUAGCGACGCCGUGGGCAUCAUGUCGUAUAUUUUAUUACUUAUAGCUUUAACGUUCAACGUUCUAAUAUUUUGUUAUAUCGGCGAACUUCUCGUAGAAGAGUUUGGCAAAAUCGGCUCAGCCGCGUAUGAAGUUAAUUGGUAUGAUUUAUCCGGCCAUAAGGCUAUGGAUCUUAUUAUGAUUAUAAUGAAGUCUUAUUAUCCACCCAAGCUUACAGCUGGCAAAUUCUGUGAUUUAUCUCUCAAUACUUUUAGUGCGUCGCGAGAAACGGAACGGUGCGUAACGUCCGCGUUUCAGUCAUCGUUGCGCUUGGCGGGCGACAGCAUGCGCGAUCGAUUCCAACUUACAGGAAGAACGCUCAAGAUGUACAAUAUACACCAUAAGUACGACAUACGCUACACAAUGCAGCUGUGCCGCUGGGUGCUAAAACCGAUCGGCAUGUGGCACCCGAUCUAUGGUCAUCCAUCGCAGAAUGAGAAGUUCAUCUCGAUAAUAUUGAUCGUCGUAUGCUUCUCCGCUCUAUGUUUCGUCCUGAUACCUGCCGGAUUUUAUACUUUAUUUCGCGAGAAGGACAUCAAUAUUAAAGUCAAGCUUUUCGGUCCGGUCGGCUUCUGCCUGACUAACACGAUCAAAUAUUGUUACUUUGGUGCGCGCGCUGCGGCGUUCGGAAGAUGUAUUCGACAUGUCGAGGACGAUUGGCGGAUCGUGCAGCAUCAAACUCGCGAGAUAAUGCUGAAGAAAGUGCUGAUAGGACGCAAACUCACCACGCUGUGUGCGAUUUUCCUUUACACCGGUGGAUUGUCCUACCAUAUAAUAAUGCCGUUAUCUUCCAGACAGGAAAUUAACGAGAACUACACGAUUAGAAUACACACUUAUCCCGGUUACGAUAUGUUUUUCGAUCCCGGAGCCAGUCCUGCUUAUGAGAUCGUGUUCUGUAUUCAUUGCCUAUUCGCGAUGAUCACGUAUCACAUCACGACGGCAUCCUGUAGCUUGGCAGCGAUUUUUGUGACGCACGCGUGCGGGCAAAUACAUAUACUAAUGUUGUUGUUGGACGAUUUGGUUGAAGGAAAAUGGAGCAAGAACACCACCGUGAAAACACGUUUGAGCGCGAUAGCGAAACAUCAUGUACGAAUACUGAGAUUUUCGGCCAGCGUGGAGGAAGUGCUGCGCGAAAUAUGUUUACUGGAACUGCUGACUUCCACCUUGACUAUAUGUUUGCUCGAAUAUUAUUGCCUAACGUAUAGCAAAAUUGGUGCCGCCGCCUAUGAAAUCAAUUGGUAUAAUUUAUCUGGGAAUAAAGCUCUCGAACUUGUGCUGAUCAUCGCAAUGUCUCAUUAUCCGCCUAAACUUACAGCUGGCAAAUUUAUCGAUUUAUCUAUGAACACAUUUGGUGCUCUCAAAAGUUUUCAUUUCAUGCCAAAAGAAUAA